This is a messenger RNA of Carlito syrichta (Philippine tarsier), 1575 nucleotides long. RefSeq names its product HERV-H LTR-associating 1 (gene HHLA1). Lineage: Eukaryota; Metazoa; Chordata; Mammalia; Primates; Tarsiidae. The record is from RefSeq and is a predicted model, not a curated record. The transcript is spliced from 16 exons. The coding region runs from base 1 to 1575 and encodes 524 amino acids.
AUGCUGGGCUUCCGGUCACAUGAUCUGCCGGCGAAGUUGUGUAUGGGCCUGGCCUGUGUCCUGUCCCUGUGGAACACAGUGCCUGGCAUUAAAGGAGAAGCCAAGAAAGAAAAGGGAAUGACCUUCCUACCUACAACAGUGUCUGGUCUUGGAGAAGGGAGGAAGGAGAAAGGUGUGGAGUUUCUGGCCACCACAGAGCUGCCUGCAAGAUCAAUCGAUCUGUCUGCCCUAAACCUGACAGAGCUCGUGAAUGGGAUGCUAAGCAGAGCUUUAAAAGACAGCAAAAGGUUCUUCUCCUUGCUAAGUGUUACUUCCUACAGCUCCUUCGCCUUCUACAAGUUUUCUGUGGCCAUUUACAACAUUUCUAACCUGAAGACGGUGGAUCCAGCCAAAUUCCCCACAAGGUACUGCUACUGCUUAAACAAUCGGACCAAUGACUUAUCAGAUUUUACAGCCCUACUGGUAGAUAUCAUUGGAAAUUCUACCAGCUACCUGACAGAGAUUUUUAAGUCAACCUCCAUCCUCUCAGUGAGUCAAAGCAAUGAAUCCGACUGCAUCUUCAUCUGUAUGAUGACGGGAAAGUCAGGAAGAAAUCUUUCUGACUUCUGGGAGAUGGCAGAUAAAUCCCCUGUUAUCAAUUAUACAUUUACCAGCAGCAUUUCUGGUGCUCCGGGUGCAGCUACCAAGGAAGCUACCAGGACUUCCAAGCCCACAACCAAAAGUCAGCCAACACCACCAAGUACAAGCCUCCCAGGCUGGGCAUCUGCCCUGAGAACCUCUUCCUGGAUAGAGAUAACUGCUCCUUCAGAAGGAGAGGAGACCCCGAAAACAGGCAGGCAUGCUGAGUUUCCCACCAGGACAGCAGCCACAUGGAGCAGUGCCUCUCACACCCUGCUAGCCUCAGCUACCAAGAGAGUGACCAGAACUCCAUGGGUGACAGCCAAUAUGCAGACAUGGGCUUCCACAUCAUUUGUGCCCUGGACUCAGACCAGUGAUGAGAAAAAACCUGGAGGGCCUCCCUGGGAAACUCAUUCCUCCACACCAAUAUCUCCAGGGACCAAGGAAGCCAUGAACACCAUCAGCCUUUUGGGACUGCCUGCUGGGAUAAUGGCCACGCCUGGCAGCCCAUCUCAGAUCAGCCCAACCUCUGGAGCAUUCACCACUGGCACACAGACUCAGAGUCCAACCAAGGCACCAGCCCCCAAAGACCCACAGACAGGUGAUCUUCCUGCAGAGUGGCCAUUCACUCCCAGAGAAGAACCAGCACUGAUCCCAAGACCCCACCAAGUUUCGAGAUGUCCUCACCCACUCCUCAAAGAAGGGGCCAUGGAAGUUGCUCCUCUCACCCUGGCUAUCCAGAAACUCAACCCGUGCUUGAUGGAGCUGUGCCGUUUUUUCCAGCAAUGCCUCUGCAUGAGCCAGAGGAAUCCCAGGACGGGGGCUGUGAGGUACUGUCUUGAAUACUAUUCCUGGUUUCUGAAGAAUGCAACCUAUAUCUGUCAGAGGGUGAAAAGGUUGUCGCACUCACACACCUUAAAGCAAAAAUGCCUUGAGAAUAUCUGCAAGUCUGUGUGA